Penicillium taxi is the source of this 321-nucleotide messenger RNA. RefSeq names its product thioredoxin family protein. NCBI's taxonomy places the organism in Eukaryota, Fungi, Ascomycota, Eurotiomycetes, Eurotiales, Aspergillaceae. The transcript is spliced from 2 exons. The coding region runs from base 1 to 321 and encodes 106 amino acids. The record is from RefSeq and is a predicted model, not a curated record.
AUGGCUGACAGCGUUCAAAUCGUCAAGGGCAAGCCUGCAUUUUUCGAUCUUAUCAGCAGUGAGCAACUGGUUGUUGUCGAGGCCUUCGCUAUAUGGUGUGGUCCUUGCAAUGCUAUCUCCCCUAAAGUGGAAGCAUGGAGCCAUAAGUAUCCUGAUGUCAAGUUUGCCAAAUUUGAUGUUGAUGAGGAAGAAGACCUUGCCCAAGAGCUAGGAAUUCGUGCUAUGCCCUCCUUUUACUUCUUCAAGGGUGAUGAGAAGAUCGCUGAUUAUGUGGGAGCGGACGCGAAUGAGAUUGAGAAUUUGAUCAGGGAGCACAAAUGA